UUCGUCUCUUCUUCCUUUGGAGCAAUCGAAUGGUAUAAUUGGCGCGACGAUGUACGCCAAGGACUUGUCGGCUUCCUCCUCCUUCGGCCGCUCCAUCCUCAGCUUCCGCCGGGACCAGGCCAUGGACACUGGCGCCGGAGGCGAGCAGCAGGACGCGCUGAUGCUGGGCUUCCAAUCUUGCGUCGAGUACGUGUUAGUGGAUCUCUCCGCGGCCGCAGCAGCCGACGGCGACGGGCUACUCUCGAUCGCCUGGAUCCGCCGGCUCCUCCACGCCUUCCUGCUGUGCCACGAGGAGUUCCGGGCUCUCCUCCUCGACCGCGGCGCCGACAUCGCUCGGCCUCCCGUGGAUCGCCUCCUCGCGGAGUACUACGAUCGCGCCAUCAAGGCACUCGACAUCUGCAACGCCGUGCGCGACGGCAUCGAGCAGAUCCGCCGAUGGCGGGCGCACCUCGAGAUCGCGGUGGCGGCCCUGCGGCCAGCCGGCAGCGGCGGGGGGAUCAGCGAGGGGCAGGUGCGACGCGCCCGCAAAGCGCUCACGGACCUCGCCGUCCUGAUGCUGGAAGACAGGGACGCCGGCUCCACCGCCAUCUCCCACCGCAACCGCUCCUUCGGCCGCAGCAGCGGCUCCGGCUCCUCCUAUGCCUCCUCCCCCAAAACCACCGGGCGCCAAGUCUCCAAAUUCCGCUCCCUCUCCUGGAGCGUGUCCCGCUCCUGGUCCGCCGCGCGGCAGCUUCAAGCCAUCGGGAGCAACCUGGCGGCCCCGCGAGGUCACGAGGUGGUCGCCACGGCGGGGCUGGCCGUGCCCGUGUACACAGCGAGCGCGGUGCUCCUCUUCACAAUGUGGUGCGUCGUGGCGGCGAUCCCCUGCCAGGACCGCGGCCUCCAGGUCCACUUCACUGUCCCCAGGACCUUUCCAUGGGCGUCGGCCGUCACGUCCCUGCACGAGCGGAUCGUGGAGGAGUCGAAGAAGAGAGACAGGAAGAGCUCGGCGGGGCUGCUGAAGGAGAUCCGACAGAUCGAGAGGUGCACGCAGCAGCUGACGGAGCUGAUGCAGGCCAUCAAGUUCCCCAUGGCAGAAGGCGAGGAGAAGGAGCUGAGCCAUAGGGCCGAUGAGUUGGCGCAGAUCUGCGACGCAUUGACGGAGGGGCUCGAGCCUUUGGAGCGACAGGUGCGAGAGAUCUUCCUCCGGAUCGUGCGCAGCCGCACCGAGAGCCUCAAUUCCCCUGCUCGUGCUGCAAAUUAAGAACCGAGAGGCAAACAACAAUACAAUAGAGAGUGGAAUGUAUAUAGAAAUAUAGCUGCAAAUGAUUGAGUGAAUCAGCCUUUUGGUACUCUGAAAUCUACAAGAUCCUCUUGUAGUGAGGAAAUCUGUCAGGGCCAUUUUCCGAAUCCAGUGUGGUUUUUUCCACCUUGUAUAGAUUUGGUUAUGCUCUAAUUUUUCAUACUAAUAUGCAUUCAAGUGAAACA
Messenger RNA from Zingiber officinale, 1467 nucleotides. Its product is annotated as protein ROH1-like. The coding region runs from base 50 to 1243 and encodes 397 amino acids. NCBI's taxonomy places the organism in Eukaryota, Viridiplantae, Streptophyta, Magnoliopsida, Zingiberales, Zingiberaceae. The transcript has a single exon. The record is from RefSeq and is a predicted model, not a curated record.